Ipomoea triloba (trilobed morning glory) is the source of this 1261-nucleotide messenger RNA. RefSeq names its product homeobox-leucine zipper protein HAT22-like. The transcript is spliced from 4 exons. Lineage: Eukaryota; Viridiplantae; Streptophyta; Magnoliopsida; Solanales; Convolvulaceae. The record is from RefSeq and is a predicted model, not a curated record. Gene Ontology annotation, molecular function: sequence-specific DNA binding; DNA-binding transcription factor activity, RNA polymerase II-specific. The coding region runs from base 178 to 930 and encodes 250 amino acids. Gene Ontology annotation, biological process: regulation of DNA-templated transcription.
UCUCAUUUCUUGGUUUCGGUUAUUAGUUAACUAAGCAGCUACGUAUAGUAGCUCUCCAUUAUUUACUUCAUAUCCAAAUAAAGCAAGCUAAGCUAUAUAAAUAUUUAUCACCUUUUUCAUAAUUUCCAACCAAAGCAUUGCCUUCAAAUUAAACUCUCUCACAUCUCACCACCGCAAAUGGGAUUUGAUGAAGACACCAUCUGCAACACUGCCCUCACUCUCAGCCUCCUCGGAUCCCACCACGACGUCGUUUUCGCCCCCCGGGAAAACAAGAAAUCCGCCUGCCUCCGCCGCCCCUCUCUGACCCUCGGCGGCCCGGCGGCGGCGGCAGAGUUGAAGUUGGAAGUGGCGGCGGAGGAAUUGGAAGAUGGAACCACGAGCAUGACGUCGUCGUUUUCCAACUCGAGUAUGAAGAGGGAGAGAGAAAUCGGCGGCGGAGAAGAAGAGGAACCCAAGGGAUCGUCCGGUGAGGAUGAAGAGGUUGUUGGUACGAGGAAGAAACUUAGGUUGACCAAGGAACAAUCACUUGUUUUGGAAGACAGCUUUAAAGACCACAGCACUCUUAAUUCUAAACAAAAGGAACACUUGGCAAGAAGACUAAAUUUACGACCAAGACAGGUAGAAGUGUGGUUCCAGAAUCGAAGAGCCAGGAAUAAGCUGAAACAGACGGAGGUGGACUGUGAGCUACUAAGAAAGUGUUACGACACCUUAACCGAUGAAAACCGAAGACUACAGAGAGAAUUACAAGAGCUGAAAGCCAAGACGCCGGCGGCUGCGGCGGCGCAGCCAUUUUACAUGCAGAUUUCAGCCGCUACGCCUCUCACCAUGUGCCCUUCCUGUCAGCGUACUUACGGCGGUUCCGGCGACAACUCCGCCGGAGAAAAGUCUCAUUAUUAUGGCUCUAAGCAUAACGGAACCAUUGCCUGUUAGACUGUUAAUCAGGAUGUGAAAAAAUCAUGAAUCGUCAGUCAAUUGGAAGCAUCUAGAGUCCAGACAAACUUUAUUCGUCAAAAAGCGCAACAGGUACACCUGUUUUUCCACUACCGGUAAUCCGUAGCAGUAUAAUACCACUUUAUGUACUGAAAAGGAAUUACGUGUUUGAAGAGAAUCUUCAUCACUUACUAUGUAAAAAUUAAAAUUAAAAGAUAAAAGACAAUUUUCUCUCUUUCUUUUUAAAAUUACGAAAUAUAUUAUAUUCUACUAGCAUUUGUAUUUUGUAAAAUAAGACUAAUUCAAUGAAAUCACGAUCUUUUAAUGAUAA